Messenger RNA from Paramecium pentaurelia, 436 nucleotides. The record is from the annotation of a GenBank genome assembly. Lineage: Eukaryota; Ciliophora; Oligohymenophorea; Peniculida; Parameciidae.
AAUGAUUGAGGAAAGAAUGAUAAAAUGUGAAAAAUAAUUUCCAACGAUUUUAGAAUCAUCUCACAAUAUUUAAAAGAACUAUCCGCAGGCAAAGUAAACAAAAAGAGGGGGUGGAUAUUUAAAAAAAGAAGAAAUAAAAAGUGAAUAAGUUUAUAGCUUAGCUGCUCAAAAGAAAAAAUCCCUACAAUUAAGAACUUCAAAAUGCUCCUAAUAGGAUCUAAAAAAAGGAGGUUAAUUUGGAAAGAAUUAACCUGAAAAAAUCAUAUCACACACUGGGCACUCCUUAAAUGAGGCUAAAUUUCUGAUCUCCUGGAAACAUUUAGGAAGUACAAAACCUUCAGAUUCAUAUCAUCCUUAUUCUUUAAUCAUACAGCAUAAUCCAGAAAUAUUAUUAAAUUAUUUUGAAGAAAAUGAUUAAUAUAUAAUUAUUGAAUGA